Molecule: messenger RNA, 2619 nt
Organism: Mustela lutreola (European mink)
Lineage: Eukaryota; Metazoa; Chordata; Mammalia; Carnivora; Mustelidae
Gene: WEE2
Product: WEE2 oocyte meiosis inhibiting kinase
Exons: 10
Biological process (GO): protein phosphorylation; mitotic cell cycle; regulation of meiosis I
Cellular component (GO): nucleus
Molecular function (GO): ATP binding; non-membrane spanning protein tyrosine kinase activity; magnesium ion binding
Source: RefSeq, a predicted model, not a curated record
UUCGUCAUCUUCAUUCAGGGUCUCCUAAGCCAGUCGGUGAUUUCUUCAACAGAGAAGCUCCCCUCCAGAGGCUCUAAAUAUUUGAGGCUCACACCUGUUCCCUUAGUGGAUGAGAUGACCUCAUCGGCUCUGGUCAAUAUAAAUCCCUUUACCCCAGAAUCCUAUAGAAAACAAUUCCUUCAAUCCAAUGGCAAGAGGAAAAGCCGAGGAGAUCUUGAGGAAGCUGGUCCAGGGGAAGGCAAUGUAGAACAAGGGCUACCUGCCAAGAGGUGUGUUCUACGAGAAACCAACAUGGCUUCCCGCUAUGAAAAAGAAUUCUUGGAGGUAGAAAAAAUUGGAGUUGGGGAAUUUGGUACAGUCUACAAGUGUAUUAAGAGGCUGGAUGGAUGCGUUUAUGCAAUAAAACGUUCCACAAAACCUUUUGCAGGAUUAUCAAAUGAGAAUUUGGCUUUGCAUGAAGUUUAUGCUCAUGCAGUCCUUGGGCAUCACCCGCAUGUGGUACGUUACUACUCUGCAUGGGCAGAAGAUGACCACAUGAUUAUUCAGAAUGAAUACUGCAAUGGUGGGAGCUUGCAGACUGCUAUAUCUGAAAACACAAAGUCUGGCAAUCAUUUCCAGGAGCCGAAACUCAAGGACAUCCUUCUGCAGAUUUCCCUUGGGCUUAAGUACAUCCACAACUCUGGCGUGGUGCACCUGGACAUCAAACCCAGUAACAUCUUCAUUUGUCAUAAGAUGCAAAGUGACUCUCCUGUAGUCCCAGAAGAGAUUGAAAAUGAAGCUGAUUGGUUUCUCUCUGCCAAUGUGAUGUAUAAAAUUGGUGACUUGGGUCAUGUGACAUCGAUAGGCAAACCAAAAGUGGAGGAGGGAGAUAGUCGCUUCCUGGCUAAUGAGAUUUUACAAGAGGAUUAUCAGCAUCUUCCCAAAGCAGACAUCUUUGCCUUGGGAUUAACAAUCACAGUGGCCGCGGGAGCAGCGACCUUACCCACCAAUGGCGCCGCAUGGCAUCAUAUUCGUGACGGGAACCUUCCCGACAUUCCUCAGAAGCUCUCGGAAGAAUUUUACAAUCUACUCAAGAGCAUGAUCCACCCUGACCCAAGGGAGAGACCUUCUGCAGCAGCUCUGGCCAGAAGUAGAGUUCUUCGGCCCUCCCUUGGAAAAGCAGAAGAGCUCCAGCAGCAGCUUAACUUGGAAAAGUUCAAGACAGCCACACUGGAAAGGGAACUGAGAGAAGCUCAGCAGGCCUGGUCUUCCCAGGAAGAGCACGGUGAUGCUGGGGUCUCUGGGACUCCCACAGGAUCAAGAAGCACCAAACACCUGGUGGGAGGAAAAAGUGCAAAAUCUUCAUGCUUCGGCUGGGGGAGGUCUUCCCCAUAAGAACUCAGUUCACACCAACCCCCUUUUUGCCUUAUAGCUUCCAGAAAGAGAUAUUGACUGUGUCAGCCUUCCUCUUGUAAAGGGGAAGAUUAAGCAAGGAGUGCCCAAAGAAUUCAAAAACUACUCCUAAUUUAGCAUUGAAAAUCAAGAUAGUCAAGCUAUUAAGGCUGCGUAUUAGCAAUGGUCCCAGGUACAAUUACUGGCAGCCAUUUCUCUUCUCUUGUUAAAUUCUUAAGUCUACCUAUCAACAGUUUGUUUACUUCUCACACUCACUGAUGUACUAUGGGAAAGCAGGUAUCUCUGAACUCAAAGAAGAGAAAGCAGCACCCUAGGCAUAGCCUAUGGACUACGAGGCUGCUGUAGCUGAUUGCCUACCAAGGAAUAGGGACUCUCCCUGCAAAUAGAGAGGAAUAUAGUUUUGUUUUGAGUUGAGUAACUGUGCAUGUAUUUCAAUAAUGUUUCUCAGGGUGAAUGAUGGUAUUCCUAAAAGAAUUCUCAGCCACUCUAAUCAAGUGGUUUUCCUACUAUAUUCUUUAAGUGAAGACAAUCCCUUUACCAGAUAUUAAAUGAGUUCACCAUUAUGUCAAGUGGGUAGCAAUAGCCUAUAUAUCACUUAUAAUUUCUGAACUGGCUAUUAACUUAUGGAACAAAACACUGGGUAAUGGAGUUCAAGGAAAAUUUAAUGUGGUUGUUCUUCAGAAUAUGUGCCCUGACCCUCCUGUAAUUGUUAUGACUGGUUUUGAUUUUGUGGGUGUCACCAAUUUCUCCUUGAUUUUUUUUUUAAUCAGAAUUUGGGUUUGUUUUCUGUGGUUUUAUGAUAUUUUAAUCCAAAUUAUUUUCUCUGUAUAUAUUUUAAGGGAAUAGAACAUUUGUAAAUAAAGGUUUUUAUCUUGUCCAAAGCCAAAUAGGGGUAAAGUACUCUUCUUUGUAAUAUGUAACAAAGAGUGAGAAAUUUCUGUUAGAAACCAUUUCAUGAGUAGAUACAUGAGAAAAUUCAGUAGGUUGGUAGUACCAGGUCUUGGCUGUAAGGCUCAGCUUUGUGGGCCUAAAAGCUAAUAAUGGUCAGGCUCUAAUACAGAAAAUAAUAUUGGUCAUAACAGCAUUUGAUAACUUAGAUGUGCCAUGUUAAUGAAGGUAGCCUGUUAAUGCUGUAGGCUUAUUUGCUGCCUUAUAAUUUUCUUUACCCUCCAUUUAAAAAAGCAAAUUAAGAAGUGUUUUUAAAUUGAAUAAACCAUCAUACCAUUC